AUGACUCGAACUCGACAAGCUCGAGGAGUACAACAUGCGACAGUCACGAAUUCUAUUUCCGCAUCAACCUAUGACGGUCUCGACGAAGAUAUCGACGGAAAUGGGAUUGAAAAUGAUCAAACAAUGGAUGAAGGUCAGGUUGAACACGAUGUAUCAAUGACUGAAGAAGAAGAAGUCAAUGAUGGUAUUGGUGCUGGUCAUGGUGGUACUGAUAAUACCCAGGAAGGUGCAAAGAAGUUGAAAUCCAAUGUAUGGCAGUAUGCAGAAAAGCUUAAAAAUGGAAUGGCCAAAUGUUUAAAAUGCAAAACACGUAUUAAGACCACCAAUGGUGCAACAUCUACCUUAAGAAAACAUUUGAUAAAAGAACAUCGUCUAACGCAUUUAACUUUAUUACCUGCUUCACGUCCAAAACCAACUUCGAAUAACUCAGUUACUCGAGAAAAGAAGAAUCGUUUGGAUUAUUUAGCAACUGUGGCCAUCAUCGAGGAUGGUCGGACAUUUGGCGAUCUUCGUAAAAGUGGGAUUACGAAGUUUUUAGAUGAAGCAAUAUCAGAUCUCUGUGGUCUUGGUGGUCUAUUUGAUUUAUAUGAUAUUGUGGUCUAUGUGGUCUUGGUGAUCUUGGUGGUCUUGGUGGUUUUUGGUGGUCUUGGUGGUCUGUGA
Messenger RNA from Adineta ricciae, 660 nucleotides. Lineage: Eukaryota; Metazoa; Rotifera; Eurotatoria; Adinetida; Adinetidae. The record is from the annotation of a GenBank genome assembly.